AUAAUCAUACAGUUAUAUAUCAUAGGGUGCAUAGACUGGGGAAACAUAUUAGUUUGGCACACUGAAGGCAGUCACUGGAUCUACCUCAAGCCUGUAGUGGAGACUCUGCUAGACAGAGGACACAAUCUUACAGUGCUGGUAAACAGUGCUUCUCUGUACAUAGACCCCACGGAACGCUUUCGCUUCAGCGACCAACCCUUCAAUGACUCAGUCUCUGUGGAGGAUUGCCUUGAGGAGUUCAUACACUUUUUCAUGUACGAUAUGGACCACCUGUACUACUGGCAGAUCCACUGGAGACUUGAUGAACUCAUACAAAGACUAAUUCAGCUAAACAUGCAGAUUGUGGAUGGACUGUCAAAGUCAGAGAGCGUCAUGGAGACUCUGAGAGAGGCCAAGUAUGAACUUCUAUUAGCUGAUCCCAUUUGGCCUGGCAGUGAGCUGGUGGUAGAGAUGCUGGGACUUCCUCUGGUGUAACGUUUCUCUAUCGCCCACACCAGGGAGAGGCUCUGUGGGCAGCUUCCGGUACCAUUCUACGUCUCUAGUGCCAUGGUAAAAUGAACGGGCAAAAUGAAUUUAGCGAGACUGAUGAAUUUCCUGUUCUAUGCGUCGCAGGACAUGACGAUAUACAGUCUUUGGCGUGAUAUAGAUGACUACUACAGUGAUGCUAUAGGUGAGCUGUUACAGUAUCAUUGGAUGAGGUAG
This is a messenger RNA of Oncorhynchus masou masou (cherry salmon), 702 nucleotides long. Its product is annotated as UDP-glucuronosyltransferase 2A1. NCBI's taxonomy places the organism in Eukaryota, Metazoa, Chordata, Actinopteri, Salmoniformes, Salmonidae. Gene Ontology annotation, molecular function: glucuronosyltransferase activity. The record is from RefSeq and is a predicted model, not a curated record.